This is a messenger RNA of Myotis brandtii (Brandt's bat), 3845 nucleotides long. It is a transcript of the gene FOXP4, whose product is annotated as forkhead box P4. Gene Ontology annotation, molecular function: RNA polymerase II cis-regulatory region sequence-specific DNA binding; DNA-binding transcription repressor activity, RNA polymerase II-specific. The record is from RefSeq and is a predicted model, not a curated record. Gene Ontology annotation, cellular component: nucleus. The coding region runs from base 152 to 2194 and encodes 680 amino acids. Gene Ontology annotation, biological process: regulation of transcription by RNA polymerase II. The transcript is spliced from 17 exons. NCBI's taxonomy places the organism in Eukaryota, Metazoa, Chordata, Mammalia, Chiroptera, Vespertilionidae.
CAUGGUGCCUGUGGAGACAAUGUGACUGAGGGUCUACUUCUGGCCAGACCCUCGCCUGCCAGCCUUAGAAGGGAAGGCGGAGAAGUGGACCGUGGCUGCCUCCACUGCACAGCUCCAAGCUGAGUCUGGCUCCCAGUCCCGCUAGAGCGACAUGAUGGUGGAAUCUGCCUCGGAGACAAUCAGGUCAGCUCCCUCUGGUCAGAACGGCGUGGGCAGCCUCUCCGGGCAGGCCGAUGGCAGCGGUGGUGCUGGGGCUGCAGGCGCUGCUGGAGGCGGUGCGGGCAGGGACGCAGCUGCGGGCGCCGACAGCAACGGCGAGAUGAGCCCUGCGGAUCUGCUGCACUUCCAGCAGCAACAGGCUCUCCAGGUAGCCCGGCAGUUCCUGCUGCAGCAAGCCUCGGGCCUGAGCUCCCCCGGGAACAAUGACAGCAAGCAGUCAGCCUCUGCGGUGCAGGUGCCCGUGUCGGUGGCCAUGAUGUCGCCGCAGAUGCUCACCCCCCAGCAGAUGCAGCAGAUCCUGUCGCCCCCACAGCUGCAGGCCUUGCUCCAGCAGCAACAGGCGCUCAUGCUCCAGCAGCUGCAGGAAUAUUACAAGAAGCAGCAAGAACAGCUCCACUUGCAGCUCCUCACCCAACAGCAGGCUGGGAAGCAGCAACCCAAAGAGGCUCUGGGGAACAAGCAGCUGGCCUUCCAGCAGCAGCUCCUGCAAAUGCAACAGCUGCAGCAGCAGCACCUGCUCAACCUGCAGAGACAGGGGCUGGUCAGCCUGCAGCCCAGCCAAGCCUCGGGGCCCCUCCAGACCCUUCCACAAGCUGUGUGCCCAACAGACCUGCCCCAGCUGUGGAAGGGUGAGGGUGCCCCCGGGCAGCCCGCUGAGGACAGUGUCAAGCAGGAGGGGCUGGACCUCACUGGCACGGCCACCACCGCUACCUCGUUUGCCGCCCCCCCCAAAGUCUCACCCCCGCUCUCCCACCACACCUUGCCCAACGGACAGCCCACUGUGCUCACACCUCGGAGAGACAGCUCCUCCCAUGAGGAGACCCCUGGUUCCCACCCUCUCUAUGGACACGGAGAGUGCAAGUGGCCUGGCUGUGAGACCCUGUGUGAAGACCUGGGCCAGUUUAUCAAACACCUCAACACGGAGCACGCCCUGGACGACCGGAGCACGGCCCAGUGCCGGGUGCAGAUGCAGGUGGUGCAGCAGCUGGAGAUCCAGCUGGCCAAGGAGAGCGAGCGGCUGCAAGCCAUGAUGGCCCACCUGCACAUGCGGCCCUCCGAGCCCAAGCCCUUCAGUCAACCACUGAACCCAGUGUCCGGCUCCUCCUCAUUCUCCAAGGUGACCGUCUCUGCAGCAGACUCGUUCCCAGAUGGCCUCGUGCACCCCCCCACCUCAGCUGCUGCCCCUGUCACCCCCCUAAGGCCUCCAGGCCUGGGUUCUGCCUCCCUGCACAGCGGGGGCCCCGCCCGCCGGAGGAGCAGCGACAAGUUCUGCUCCCCCAUCUCCUCAGAGCUGGCGCAGAAUCAUGAGUUCUACAAGAACGCAGACGUCCGGCCCCCCUUCACCUACGCCUCCCUCAUCCGCCAGGCCAUUCUGGAAACCCCCGACAGGCAGCUGACCCUGAAUGAGAUCUAUAACUGGUUCACCAGGAUGUUCGCCUAUUUCCGGAGAAACACUGCCACCUGGAAGAACGCCGUGCGGCACAACCUCAGCCUGCACAAGUGCUUCGUGCGUGUGGAGAACGUCAAGGGCGCCGUGUGGACCGUGGACGAGCGGGAGUAUCAGAAGCGGAGACCGCCAAAGAUGACGGGGAGCCCCACCCUGGUGAAGAACAUGAUCUCCGGCCUCAGUUACGGAGCACUUAAUGCCAGCUACCAGGCUGCCCUGGCCGAGAGCAGCUUCCCCCUCCUCAACAGCCCUGGCAUGCUGAACCCCGGCUCCGCCAGCAGCCUCCUGCCCCUCAGCCAUGACGACGGGGGUGCCCCCGGGGAGCCGCUCCCCAGCAAUGGCAGCAGCACCCCACCUCGCCUCUCCCCACCCCAGUACAGCCACCAGGUGCAGGUGAAAGAGGAGCCCGCCGAGGCCGAGGAGGACAGGAGGCCCGGACCCCCGCUGGGACCCCCCAACCCCAGCGCCGCGGGGCCUGCCGAGGACAGGGACCUGGAGGAGGAGCUGCCUGGAGAGGAACUCUCCUAAGGGCCUCGAGGGGCAGGCAGGACGGGGUGAGACCCCUCCUGGAACCCAGGCCCCUCUUACCCCCACUCCACAGCCCCGCCCAAACCUCAAGGCACUUCCAGGACUCAGAUGGGGGCUGGGCCAGCAACUCCCAGUGUGGCCUGACUGACAGACACUGGGCAGGGACGUCCCGCCCCCCCAAGGGGAAACAGAACCCCUGAUCUGGGACCGCAGAGGACACGGAGGGCCCAGGCCCCUCCUCACACCCUCCCCGCCACCAGCAGCAGCAGCAGCAGCGCCCUCCUCCCCCACCAGCUCUCCCGACAGGGCCUGCAGCCACACGGAGACCCGCAGGCGGGGCGAGCCACCCCAGACCCAGGGCCCCUCGCACCUGGCGCUGGCGGCGUUCUUCUAGCCAGAGGCCCGCACUUCCCUCAUCUGUGCUCCCCCCACCUUCUCCAUACUGUGAAGAAAAACUUCUCCACCCUCAUGCCCACCCCGCCCUGGCCGGGCGGAGGAACUGAAGUUGCCAACCACCCCCAGAAGAAACCAGCCCCUCGCACGCCCACCCGGAGCCACAGCUGGGCCCUGCGGGGCCCCUGGGAGCAGGGCCACUGGCUGUAGCCCCUCCUCCUGACCUGAACUGGGACCCAGGCUGACUGGCCUCUGCCCAUUGCUGGCCGCCCGCCCGCCAUCCAGGGAGCACAGGAAGAGGCCCCGUGCCCCGUGCCGCCCCCGGAGAGUCCCUGCCAGGCGGACUUCUGGACGCGGGGCCCAGGAAGGGAGCCCAGCCAUCCCGGAGGCUGGCGUCGGGGCUGACGUGGUGCCCGCCGCCUGUCACGGGACUGACUGGUGGGGUUAGUUUGGCGGCUGCUGGGACCCAGCAGGUCACCCCGCCCCAGCCUCCAGGGCCCCCUUGCAGCCCUCCCUUGCCCUCCCUCGGCACCCCUCCCCUUCCCCCCAGUUAAACGGAUGACCAAAGACCUUUCUUAUGCCAGAAGCAAAAACCAAAACUUUUUGUUGGCUUUUUCCUUUGUCGCCUCCUCCACCCCCUGCUCCUCUGCUCCCCACCCAGCCCCAGGCUGGGAGCCUCCCUCCACUUAAGUUAUUGUUUUAAACCAAAGUUUACAGUGUCUGUUGGUGGCCAAGACCCUCUCCCUCCACCCCUUCCCCACCCACCCUGAGGACCCUGGGACUCGGCAGGGGCUGGGGCCCUGCUCCCCUCCCCUCUGCUCAUGCCCGGCCUGGGAGAAGGAGAGGGCAGGGGGGAGGAGGGCCGCCCUUGGCCCCGCAUCCCCUCGGGCACUGGGCGCAGAGCCCUGGUCCGCCCCUGGACUGCUUCCUGGGGGCUCUCCAGACCCCUCUUUAGGACCAAGUCCCCGUCACGCUGGGAGUGUGGAUUCCAGCCGAGGAGCUGGAACACGGGACACUCCCCACAGACCCCCUAUGGGGGUCCCCGACCGAGGCCGAGGACUGGGUGUGCUGGACGCUCGCAACACCCAGGCCAGGCCCCUUUGCUGAGAAGACUCCUUGGACUAUUUCCCAAGAAAUCCCCACAUGCACCCCUUCACAGCACCCCUCCCGACAGGCAGGGGCCCGCCGCCCCCGCCCCGUGUACUCCCCACCUGUGUUUCGUUUGACCAGCACAGAAAUAUUAAACGUCCUCUAUACA